AUGGAAAAAUCCUCAAAAACUGAUCCUGAAACAUCGUGGACGGUGCCACUAUAUGUGCCUACGCCACCGCCCGUCCUUGCAGCGGCUGGCCAUGAUGACGUUUGUCAAAAUCAAGUUUCUCGCUUCCCGUUGUCUACGGAAGAAACAAGCCAUCCUUCUCCGAAAAUCGAGUGCUGUUUCUCCAGCUAUAACAACGAAUACUUUCUUGACUGGACAGGUCCGGACCUAUUGUCACCAUCUUCCUGUACCGACGACGUCUUCCUCUACUUGUCUGCUUUCUACCCCCGGGAGAAAUUGGAUUGGGCAGACAUCCGGCUUUGCGUCUUGAUCAAUGCGACCGAAGAGGUGGUGGCGAUAUACCCAUUUUCCUUACCCCGAACUGAAUCAAUACUGGGAAACCUGAGCCAGGUCCGCCAGCUAGUACAUGAUCGUAUUGUGAGCCACGACGUCGAGGAUCUUCAUUUUCGAUUGAUUGUUCGGCCAAAGAGCCAAGAAGCUCCAGGGUCUAUGGGCACAGAAAAGACAUUCAGCUCGUACUUCCGCCCUGUGGUACCUAUCUCGCCGCUUGAUCCUUAUUUCUUCGUGCAGAAUAUUGCGGGGAAUUAUUGA
Messenger RNA from Penicillium antarcticum, 609 nucleotides. RefSeq lists its product as uncharacterized. The coding region runs from base 1 to 609 and encodes 202 amino acids. The record is from RefSeq and is a predicted model, not a curated record. The transcript has 2 exons. Lineage: Eukaryota; Fungi; Ascomycota; Eurotiomycetes; Eurotiales; Aspergillaceae.